ACUUUAAGCCUGUCCUUCAACGGGAGAAAAGGCAGUGGCAUUACAAAAGUAAAGCAUUUAUUUUAAAAAGGCCAUAUACAGUACAGGAAAUCUUCAGUCAUCGAGUAGAGGUCAAUAACGGGGAAUCUCUUCUUAACAGGAAACAUUUUGAUGAUCGGAUAAUUUGUUGUCAUGGCUGAGAUAAAGAUUCGUCGCUACCAUGAAGAUGAUGAUGAGGAUGUAAAGGAGAUUUUCACCCUGGGUAUGAGCGAGCAUAUCCCAUCGUCCUGCAUGCACGUCCUCAAACAGCCCCUUGCUCAGAUGUUUCUGGGAUGUGUUUUUUUAGCUUUACUGACCAGCUCAAUGUCCAUUAUUCUGCCAGUGUUAGCAGUCACUCUCCUUUUGGCUGCAGGCAGGCAGAGCGUGAGCUACAUGUUCACCAAGUACAUUAAGACCUCACUUGAUCAAGAUCUCAACCACAUACAACAGAUCUACCUGGAGCAACCCAACGCCUGUUUCUGGGUGGCUGAAGUCCAAGGUCGUGUUGUGGGUACAGUUGCAUGUUUACCUGCAGAGAACGCAGCGAACUACCUGGAACUGAAGAGAUUGUCAGUGAGGAAGUCUCACCGGGGGCAGGGGAUUGCCAAAGCACUGUGUCAUAUAGUUGCAGAGUUUGCUCGUGAACGUGGUUGUGGAGGAGUGUUGCUUCACACUUCGGUGGUGCAAACAGAUGCACAGAAGCUCUAUGAGCAGAUUGGCUACAAGAAAGUCAGAGAAUUUGAUGUUCCAGAGUUUUUUGCCAAGCUGACAAAUUUUACAUUACUUGAGUACCGGCUUGUCCUGAAACGACACAUUUUCUGAGGUGAAGGCUACACCAAGAUCACCAUUUUCCAACGAUGCAGCCAGUUGUUUUUAAGUAUUUAAGUAUUUAAGUAAAUAUUUCUCUACCUGUCUGAAUUAUAAGUCUUGGAAAAACGUAAUAUUCAAUCCUAAAUGAGUUUUAAAUUAUUUUGUCCAGGUUGAUUGGCUUUAACUGCCAUGAGUAAAAUAAGUCAAGGUAUCACAGUCUUGUUUAAGCACUGCUGAUGUACUUGAAGUGUAUUUAUAACAUAACAUAAUAUUUAGUCUGUAUUGCUCUAGAAUUAAUUUAAAUUAAUUAGCACAACAAUAGGGGAGUUUACUGUAAAGUUUGGUAGUUGAGAGACAUGUUUGUAUUGAAAAUAUUAGAUGGUAUUUAAUUGGAACUGUAUUUUGAUUCAGUAUCAUGUUUUCCCCUAAUGUAAAAUUUUAACUGUUUUAUGGUGUAAAAGGAACUUUACUGGACAAUUAUGCCUGGCUUAACAAAAGCUUAUAUAAGAAACAAGUCACUUCUGUUUCUUCAGUAUAUCUACUGUUCACUAGUCUCAGCUGUAUUCUUAUCAUGCUUAUUUACAAAAUAAUGGUCUGAUUCCUUCAAUUCUACAUAGAUUUCUUUGAAUUCAUGGUUUCUUUUACUUUAUAGAGAAGAUUGAAAAUUGUGAUUGUAACAUUGAAUGGAACUUUAGUAUGCAAUGCAACAUGCAGUUAAAGUGAUUAGUUCUGAGAAAAAUGUGAUUGUCAAUAAAUAAACCAAUAAACACUUUUCUACAUAAAAUGUAUUUUGA
Molecule: messenger RNA, 1622 nt
Organism: Triplophysa rosa
Lineage: Eukaryota; Metazoa; Chordata; Actinopteri; Cypriniformes; Nemacheilidae
Gene: nat8
Product: N-acetyltransferase 8
Exons: 3
Coding region: 172-840 (222 amino acids)
Molecular function (GO): N-acetyltransferase activity
Source: RefSeq, a predicted model, not a curated record